UGGUAGUAUUUCAAGUUAUAACGUACAGAGAAGGUAGUUGAUAUACAUUGACACCUCUUCUUAUGUUCGGUCUAGUGGUGAUGGACUAUAUCGUGAUUUCGUGUUUCCAUUUCGAUCUGUAAGCAGUUGAUGAUGACUAGAAAAUGACAGAUAUCGUGAUAAUCGACGGUCAAAAUGGGGAGAAAGAAAGUGGUAUAGGGGGAGAGACUGUAGACAAUUUAGAUGAAGAUGAAGACAAAGGGAAAAUAUCGCCACCGGAAAAGACAAAAUGGGUGAUAAUUUUGAUUACUUUUGCAAUUGUGUUGGCAUAUAUGUUUGUUGGAGCAGUAAUUUUUACCACAUUCGAGCGUAAGACUGCAUUGGAGGCGUAUGAAGACUUUCACGAAGCACUCAGACGACUUUCGUCAGAAAAUGAUUGCGUUGAGGAGGAGGAUGUUGCUGAGAUGAUGAGGAUCGUGACCACGGCCAUAGGAGACGGGGGAUACUCGAGCGGUCAUCCUUAUUCUUCCCAACUCAGCACAGGAACGGUCGAUGACACUUAUUUUGACCGUCCAUGGAGCGUAAAACGCUCUUACUUCUUUGCAUUAACAGUGGUGACUACAGUUGGAUUUGGUUAUUGUUCUCCACGUACGGGACUGGCUCAGAUCUUCUGCAUGCCUUACGCUGUCGUAGGCAUCUUACUUACAUGGAGUUUAAUUAGCUCAGUGGGUCAAAUCCUUCAGAGGCUCUGCCUCAACAGAAUCAGUAUGGGUCUACAGAUCUGUCUGAAUCACUGUCCAAAAAUUGGAAUUGUUUCUGCUGAUAUGACUUUGUUAUAUCAUAUCGUCAUACUGAUGCUCAUCCCGCCCAGUUUAGCAUACUCCUUCACGCAGGAAAACUGGACAUUCACAAGCAGUUUUUACUAUAACGUUGAGACUGUGACCACCAUAGGGUUCGGAGAUAUUCGACCAGACUUCUCAGGAAUUUCUGUUUUUCAGCUGGUUUUGUUAAGAAUCUUGAUCUUCUCUUACCUCUACAUGUGCCUUGGCGCUGUGACCUCAUUUGUCAACAGUUUCAGAGAGUUCCAAAAAGAGCUCUUCAUUUUGAUCUCGACUCGUCUUUCCCGAUACAUUAAAAAUAUCACUAAACGGCGGCAACAGAAGCAGAGGGUUAAUAACUAAGUCGAGUUUGGAAGAAUUUGACGUUUUUGGGAAUCCUCAUUGUGAUUUCUGCUGAAACGAACACAGUGUGUGUGUUCACAGUAUGGAGUAUGUGAAAAAUUUAUUCACUCAAAUUCAACAGUGAGAAGAUAUUUUCAUUGUGGACACCUCGACGGUGUGACUGUUUACAGCGUGUUGACCUAUGGCCGACUAUGUGGAUUCACACUGUUGAAAUGCUCAGAUUUUACAGUAUGAAGGUGAUUUCACAAUGUGUUCCACAUUGUGUUCUUUCCAGUAGGAUUGGGAAAUGGGGUGAGAUUCUGCAAGUCUGUUUCAAGUAGUUUUCACAGACACAAGUAUAUUAUUAUGGUUUACUGACGCCAUAUCGGUCACAAAAUACGUGUCGGUCUGGACGUACUCGGGGAUACAAUUUAUUGGACAUGAUAGGAAAGCUACAAUAUAUGUCAGGGGCGCAUUCAUAAUUUCCCAGUUUGGGAACUUAUUUUGAUUUGAUAUUGGAAAAGUAGUAAAACGUUACGAUAAUUACACACUGCGAUUGUCUCUUGAUUGUCUUCCAACAUGGCCAACAUGGUGUAGUGAUGACGAUGUCUUUCCCAGACCAUAAAAAUGUAACCUUAUUCUAAAAGAAACUAGCUGUCUUAAUUUCCCCCUUAACCCCACCCAACUUAAUGUUGUUCGAAAUAUCAAACUAAUAGCAGUUACUCUUCAAAUUGAUCUCAAAUGAAACCUACACAUUGCAGAAAUUGUUUCCAAAGCAUCUCGUAGAUUGUUCGGAGGCAACUUUAGCUAAUAAUAUGGCGACUGUACUGUUCAGGUUCAUUCUCUGAUAUGCUUCCCCUGUCUCUCACACUUCUAUCACCAUCAAAUAAUCUGAUAAAUUAAAAUGUGUUCCAAAGCGGGUAGUCAAUAUAAUUGUAUAGGUCCUAUGAUUUUUUUUAACGU
Lytechinus variegatus (green sea urchin) is the source of this 2102-nucleotide messenger RNA. RefSeq names its product potassium channel subfamily K member 2-like. The coding region runs from base 144 to 1160 and encodes 338 amino acids. The record is from RefSeq and is a predicted model, not a curated record. The transcript is spliced from 3 exons. Lineage: Eukaryota; Metazoa; Echinodermata; Echinoidea; Temnopleuroida; Toxopneustidae. Gene Ontology annotation, biological process: potassium ion transmembrane transport; stabilization of membrane potential. Gene Ontology annotation, cellular component: membrane. Gene Ontology annotation, molecular function: potassium ion leak channel activity.